Messenger RNA from Balearica regulorum gibbericeps (East African grey crowned-crane), 451 nucleotides. The record is from RefSeq and is a predicted model, not a curated record. Lineage: Eukaryota; Metazoa; Chordata; Aves; Gruiformes; Gruidae.
GCCCGAGGAUCCCGAGCCGUCCUGCAGCUAUACCCUGAGAACUCAGAACAGCUGGAGCUCAUCACAGCCCAAGCCAUGAGAGCUGGCUUUACUGGGGGAAUGGUGGUAGAUUAUCCCAACAGCGCUAAAGCCAAGAAAUUCUUCCUUUGUCUCUUUGUUGGGGCAUCUGGCACGUUACCGAAGGGCCUUGGUACUGAGUGUGCUGAUGGAGAAGAGAUACAUCAGGCAAAGUUCACCAAUGAGAGGACGCGGUUCAGAAACGCCAAGGGCAAGUCUGUGAAGAAAAGCCGGGACUGGAUCCUUGAGAAGAAGGAGCGUAGACGACGACAGGGCAAGGAAGUGCGAGCAGACACGAAAUACACAGGUCGAAAACGCCGCCCUCGCUUCUGAAUUGCUCUGGACGCUGCUGGCAUGGAAGAUGGUGUGUUGGUCCCUUCAGUGAGCCUCCUGU